AUGAAUAGUGAUCCACCAAUAAUAGAUAUUACAAAUAGUGGUGGUGAAGUAAAUUCAAGUUAUGUACAAAAUCAAAGUGAUCAUCAAUUACAAAUUAUUAAAGAAGAAGAAAGUAGAGAUACAAAACUUUUGCCACGAACAUCAUCGGCAUCGGCUGCAUCUAUGCAUGUUAUUUAUGAGGCACAACAUGAUGCAGAUUCAAAUGGAAUAACAUUUGUACCACCACCAUCAGCUCCUUCGUCAAGUUAUAGUCAUCAACAACAUCGUCAAUCAACUGGUAAAGGGCUGUCUGAACGACAAUUAUCUGUACUUGAUCCAAUGUCAGAUCGUGUUAGUGCAAUUCUUGUUUGGAAAAAUCUAAUUGUUUCGACACGAGAAGAUAAGAAAUUACAAAUGUUUCGACGUUUAGCAUCUAAAAGUUUUCAACCGAAAACGAAACGUUUAUUACAUAAUGUAAGCGGAGCUAUUACUGGUGGACUAUGGGCUGUAAUGGGUCCAUCGGGUUCUGGUAAAUCAACACUCUUAAAUACAUUAGCUUGUCGUUUGGAUGUUAAUACAAUGGUUGAAGGUGAAAUGCGUCUGAACGGCGCACCAUAUGAUAAUGCAGAAUUAAAACGCAUAGCUGGUUAUGUUAUGCAAGAUGAUUUAUUAAGUGCAUAUUUAACUAUUGAAGAAACCUUAAUGUUUACAGCUGAACUUCGUUUACCACGAACAUUUACAGAUAAAGAGCGACAACAACGUGUUGAUGAAGUUGUUGAUGAAUUAGGCUUAGCACAUGCACGAUAUGAUAUUGUUGGUGUUCAAUCAAAACGAGGUAUAUCAGGUAGUGAACGUAAACGGUUAUGUGUUGCUAUGCAGUUACUUAAUCGUCCACAAUUAUUAUUUCUUGAUGAACCAACAACUGGUUUAGAUUCAGUUACAGCACUUGAUUUAUUAUAUACACUUCAUGCACUUGCACAUGGUAAAUCAGAACAAAAAGCUGUAACCAUUGUUUGUUCAAUUCAUCAACCACAAGCAAAAAUAUUUAAUUUAUUUGAUUCAAUUGUUUUACUUAAAGCAGGUCAUAUCAUGUAUCAAGGUUCAAGAAAACAAUCGACAGAAGUAUUUCGUGCAGCUGGUUUUCCUUGUCCAUUAUUUACAAAUCCAGCUGAUCAUCUUUUAGAUGUAAUAACACCACCAAAACCUAAUCAAACAGAUCCCGAUCAACCUGUAUUAUCACUUGAACAACAAACAGCUGUUGAUGAAGCACUUCUAAAAGCACAACCGCCAAUUGAUAUUGAUCUUAAUAUGGGUGGAAAUAAACGUCUUGAACAAAUGACUAAUUUACCACAUAAUCCAACAUGGCAUAAACAAGUACGAAUACUUGUUCGUCGUAAUUUACGAGAACAAUUACGAAAAAUAUCUCUUGUUAUAACUUCAAUUUUACAAACAGCUAUCAUGGCUAUCUUAAUUGGUACUGUUUUUUUAAAAAUUGGUAAUACACAAAGAAGUAUUGUACGUCGUGAACCAGUUUUAUUUUUUUGUGCUAUCAAUCAAGGUGUUUUUGGUGCAUUAACAGUUAUUAAUUCAUUUCCUGUUGAACGAACAUUAACAUUACGUGAACGAGCAUCUGGUACAUAUUUUGCUAGCGCUUAUUUUGUAGCAAAAAUUCUUGCCGAUACACUUGUUCAAUUACCAGUACCGAUUUUAUUUUCAUGUAUUGUUUAUUUUCUUAUCGGUUUACAACAAGAAGCUGGCAAAUUCUUUCUUUUUAUGUUUUUUAUUAUUCUUUGUUCAAUAACAUCCACAUCAAUGGCAUUAAUGGUCUCGGCUUUAUGUCGAACAACAUCAUUAAGUGUUACAGUUCUACCAAUGGUACUUGAAGUAACACGUCUAUUUGGUGGUUUCUUUAUUGCACCAUCACGAGUACCACUGUAUUUGUCAUGGAUUGAUGCUUUAUCUUAUAUAAAAUAUACAUUUGUUGGUGUUGCUUUAAACGAAUUACAUGGUUUGAAUUUAAGUUGUGAGGGAGUAAAAACUACGAUUGUAAAUGCAACAUAUAAUCUAACAGCAAAAUGUAUACACAAUGGUGAAGAAUUAAUACACGAACGUGGAUAUAAUUAUAUUUCUAUUGGUGGUUGUAUUGGUGUUCUAUUAGCUUUUGUAAUUUUUUGUCGUGGUUUGGCUUUUAUUGGUGUACGAUUUCUUAAACAUUAG
This is a messenger RNA of Rotaria sp. Silwood1, 2196 nucleotides long. Lineage: Eukaryota; Metazoa; Rotifera; Eurotatoria; Philodinida; Philodinidae. The record is from the annotation of a GenBank genome assembly.